AAAUCUCCCUUCCGAAAACUUGCGUUACGACUGGGUACGAGUAAGUGACGCCAGUAAAGAUAUUCCAGCACGCGUCAAAAUAAAUUCACCGCGAAAACAAGCUUCCUCCUCAGCUCACAAAUCGAAAAGGUGAAGGUAUCAACAAUGCAGUCACUUGCCCAAGCUAGUCGCAUUGUGGCUUCUUGUCGACUCGCUGCCGCAAGAGCCAUAAGUGGUACUGCGUCUUCAAAAAAAGCCACCCCUUCUCAGACAGGUUUCCAAGGUUUGAAUGCUGGUUUCUUCUGGGAUGACAAGCAUGGUUUUGGGUAUGGAAAAAAUGGAGAGGUUAUUCUUGUAAUGCCAAAUGAAAAACUCAACAUCAAAAUACCAGGAGAAGCCAACUCCAAUGUGGAGACUCAGUCCUUUAUAGAGGCAUCUGUAGAGACCUUCACAGAAAACAUGUUGGCAAGUGAGGACAGAGAGGAUCAAAAGGAGAAAUUACCGGGUUCUUGCUGAAAAUUAUCUUCAUAUUUUAGUUAUGUUAAGCUACAGGCUGUAGCAAUUUGAGAUUAAAGUGUUUUUAGGAACAGAAUGUUACCAAGAGUUAAUGGUAAGCAGAAAAGGAAUAGAAAGACAAGAAAUAGAAAUUCCCCAUUUCAAGAGUCUAAGAAAAUUUAGGAAAUUUAUUACAUUGGGGAAAUUCAGCAGACUCAUAGUGUGGCGAUAGACUUUUAUAUCUGUUUGUUUUAUAUUAACUGCAGCAUACUAGCUGUGUCUUUAUUUAUUUUACGUAAAUGUUGUAUCAGACACUUAGUUCGGCAUUUUAAAGGGUGUGUGUCUGUUGGGGAAAGGUGUGAGGGGAUAGAUAGAAUUGGGUUGUGUCAUAUGUGAGUGGCUGUGAAAAGCAUUGAAUAUUUAACAGACAUGGAAUCCAAGAUUGCAUUUGCCUAUUGCUGCUUAUACAUAAGAAGCUUUUUACAUAAAUAUAGUUUAUUUUAAUUUAUUCGUGAAGUUGAAUUAAAGUUUCUUUUUUAA
Nematostella vectensis (starlet sea anemone) is the source of this 1014-nucleotide messenger RNA. RefSeq lists its product as uncharacterized. The record is from RefSeq and is a predicted model, not a curated record. Lineage: Eukaryota; Metazoa; Cnidaria; Anthozoa; Actiniaria; Edwardsiidae. The coding region runs from base 145 to 495 and encodes 116 amino acids. The transcript has 4 exons.